Molecule: messenger RNA, 1605 nt
Organism: Triticum turgidum subsp. durum (durum wheat)
Lineage: Eukaryota; Viridiplantae; Streptophyta; Magnoliopsida; Poales; Poaceae
Source: the annotation of a GenBank genome assembly
AUGGCCGCCCCCGCCGUCGCCGCUGCGCCGUCGGCCCGCAAGGGAGAGACCUACACCGACACCAAGCGCCGCGACGACGUCCGCGGCGCCAACAUCGCGUCCGCGCGCUCGGUCGCCGACGCGGUGCGCACCUCCCUCGGCCCCCGCGGCAUGGACAAGAUGAUCUCCUCGGGUGACCAGGAGGUCAUCAUCACCAACGACGGCGCCACCAUCCUCUCGCGCAUGUCGCUCCUCCAGCCCGCGGCCCGCAUGCUCGCCGAGCUCUCCCGCUCGCAGGACGCGGCCGCCGGCGACGGCACCACCACCGUCGUCGUCAUCGCCGGGGCCCUGCUCCGCCGCGCGCAGUCGCUCCUCGCGGCCGGCGCCCACCCCACCGCCGCCGCCGACUCCCUCCACCGCCUCGCGGCCCGCGCCGUCCAGGUCCUCGAGGGCAUGGCCAUCCCCAUCGAGCUCACCGACCGGGACUCCCUCGUCAAGUCUGCCUCCACCGCGCUCAACUCCAAGGUCGUCUCCCAGUACUCCGGCCUCCUCGCCCCGCUCGCUGUUGACGCCGCCCUCUCCGUGGUCGAUCCCGCCCACCCGGAGCUUCUUGAUCUCCGCGACAUCCGCAUCAUAAAGAAGCUCGGCGGCACUGUCGAUGACACCGAGCUUGUCCGCGGCCUUAUCUUUGACAAGAAGGCCAGCCAUGCUGCCGGGGGGCCAUCUAGGAUCGAGAAUGCCAAGAUCGCUGUCAUCCAGUUUCAGAUCUCACCGCCCAAGACUGAUAUUGAGCAGAGCGUCAUCGUGUCAGACUAUGCGCAGAUGGACCGCAUCCUCCGCGAGGAGCGGAAUUACAUCCUAGGGAUGGUCAAGAAGAUCAAGGCUUCUGGGUGCAAUGUCCUCCUCAUCCAGAAGAGCAUCUUGCGUGAUGCCGUGACCGAGUUGUCGCUGCACUAUCUUGCAAAGGCCAAGAUUCUGGUGGUCAAGGAUGUAGAGAGGGACGAGAUUGAGUUUAUCACCAAGACUCUCAACUGCCUGCCAAUUGCCAACAUUGAGCAUUUCCGUGAGGAUAAGCUUGGGUAUGCUGAUGUUGUCGAGGAAGUGUCUGCUGGAGAUGGCAAGAUUGUCAAGAUCACCGGGAUCAGGGACAUGGGGAGGACUGCAACUGUGCUUGUCCGUGGGUCCAACCAGUUGGUUAUUGAUGAAGCUGAUCGCAGUCUCCAUGACGCCCUAUGUGUCAUCAGGUGCUUGGUGAACAAGAGGUUUUUAAUUGCUGGUGGCGGUGCUCCGGAAAUAGAAAUGUCAAUGCAACUGGCUGCUUGGUCAAAGGAGCUCCAUGGGAUGGAGAGUUACUGCAUCAAGGAGUUUGCCGACGCACUUGAGGUCAUCCCUUACACACUGGCUGAGAAUGCAGGGCUCAACCCAAUCGCCAUUGUUACCGAGCUAAGGAAUCGCCAUGCCAAGGGUGAGAAGAACACGGGCAUCAACGUGAGGAAAGGCCAGAUCACAAACAUCCUGGAGGAGAAUGUCGUGCAGCCGUUGCUUGUGAGCACGAGCGCCAUCUCGCUGGCGUGCGAGUGCGUUAGAAUGAUCUUGAAGAUUGAUGAUAUAGUCACUGUAAGGUAA